This is a messenger RNA of Stomoxys calcitrans (stable fly), 925 nucleotides long. RefSeq names its product deubiquitinase DESI2. Gene Ontology annotation, molecular function: deubiquitinase activity. Gene Ontology annotation, biological process: protein deubiquitination. The coding region runs from base 1 to 615 and encodes 204 amino acids. The record is from RefSeq and is a predicted model, not a curated record. NCBI's taxonomy places the organism in Eukaryota, Metazoa, Arthropoda, Insecta, Diptera, Muscidae. The transcript is spliced from 5 exons.
AUGUUUUCGAACGGUCUUCCUUGCAACUUACCGUUUCCCAGUUGUUUGGGCAUAUCGAAAGACAGUGGGAAUGAUGAAUUGCUGCCCUCCAAUACUGGCAACCGGGAACCCGUCAUCUUAAAUGUAUACGAUAUGUAUUGGAUUAACGAGUACACAACUUCAAUUGGUCUGGGGGUUUUUCAUUCGGGCGUAGAAGUUUUUGGCACAGAAUUCGCCUAUGGAGGUCAUCCCUUUCCCUUCACUGGAGUAUUUGAGAUAACACCGCGGGACCAUGAUGAACUGGGCGAUCAGUUUCAAUUCAGACAAAGUAUACAAAUAGGAUGUACAGAUUUCACGUAUCAGGAAGUCCGUCGUAUUGUAGAGGAGUUGGGAAAUCAAUUCAGAGGUGAUCGUUAUCAUUUAAUGAACAAUAAUUGCAAUCAUUUCUCCAGUGCACUUACUCAGAUCCUUUGCGGCCAAGAAAUUCCCAGUUGGGUAAAUCGUUUAGCCCAUUUCAGUUCAUGUGUACCUUUUUUACAAAGAUGCUUGCCAAAAGAAUGGCUGACUCCGAAUGCCUUACAACAGAGCAUAACCGCUAUUCAGGAGCGUGAUGAUUCCGAAAACAGUCCCCUUUGAGAUAGGGCCUAACAUGGCCAUUCUACUUCAUAAUCGAAUCAAUGCACCAAUUUGUACUAUAUACAUACAUACAUACAAAUCACACAUACAUAUAUAUAUUCAUAAAAUUUUAAUUUUUACCUUUUUUUUUGUCUUAUUUCAAAAUGAAUGAAUGAAAAAAUAACAAAACCACAAAAAACUCAUAUAAUUUUAGUAUAAAGAAAAAAGAAAAGAAAAACAAAACAAAAAUAAUUUGAUGAUUAAUUAACGAAAAUGAUAAACGAUGAUAAUAGAAUAUAUUAACACUAAGAAAAAAUUAAAGUUAAUACAA